Molecule: messenger RNA, 2778 nt
Organism: Anopheles darlingi
Lineage: Eukaryota; Metazoa; Arthropoda; Insecta; Diptera; Culicidae
Gene: DPCoAC
Product: mitochondrial coenzyme A transporter SLC25A42
Exons: 8
Coding region: 1297-2379 (360 amino acids)
Biological process (GO): transmembrane transport
Cellular component (GO): mitochondrial inner membrane
Source: RefSeq, a predicted model, not a curated record
GCCCUCGCGCUCAUCACUGCGAUGAUAAACGUUCUGUCCUCUAGUGCGUUUGGUGGGCGAUUCAGUUUCGUUUAAAGUAAACGGCAGUGUUAUACCUAGUUUCCACGUCGCUUGGUUUUACAUCAAUUCCACACAACGAUCAACUCAAUCAUAACGCGCAAUCAAAAUUUCGUCGCUCAGGUCUAGUCGUGUUGGUUGUACACGCACGCGCUCCACAACAAGCCACCUGCCCCCUCCCCCUCCUCUCACUCCUACGUAUGGAUUAUGUUGUUUAGUUUGGUGGUAUGCGUGCCGUUCCAGGACGAGAAAUCCGCGGAACAGCUUAAAUAAACAAAUAAAGCAACUGUCAUCGAAGAAGAAUCAGCGCCCAGUGAGAAGCGUCAAGGCGUGCGACGGGGUGGACCGCGGCGAAGAGGAGAAUAUAUUUACAAAACUCUGCGAUUGAUAAGCGCAACGUGUCGGAAGAAGCGCUUUCGCGAAGCGCGGCUUGUGAUAGCAGCAUCCUCGGGCCGCCCGGUUGACAGCCCUACCACAGCGUGUGCUAGCAAAACAAGGCCGAGAUCGUCUCGGCCGUGUACCGUUACUCUACUUCAGAUUUCCAUUUCCUAACAACCCGUUCCGGGAUAGUUAUCGUUCGGUGCUCUUAUGUAUGUAGGCCGGUGCGCACUAUCCAGAUUCGUAUCGAACCACGGAUCGUUUACGAUAUUGUCCAGGGUUCAUGGCCCCAUCACGAAGGCCGUUAACGUCUAAAGUUCAGCAUCCUAGUAUAUGCAAACUGGUUUAACUCGUUUCACUCUACUGGCUGGUAGAUUUAUGACCGUAAGUUUGCUCGCCUAGUUCUGCGCGUGUUGGAUUUCAAAAUCCUUGUAAAAAAUAGAUUGUUGCCGAUCAUCAACAUAUGAUCGUUUACUGCACAGAACAGAAGGAUCCGCCUUUGAGUCAAGGUGCAUGCUGUUUACAAAUUAAAUGUUAUAUUGGCGUAACGUGAACGGUUAUUUUGUAAAAAAUAUAUUUGCUGUUGAUGUUGAGGAAUGCUUGUAAACCCAUCAUAACUACAUUAGGGAAAGGAAUGAAGUUUCAUAAUAGUUUUACUCCGACUUUAUCUGUUUCCAUGACACAAGUUUGAUUGUUCUGUCCUAGUUUUCAUAGAUUAUAAUGCACUAAUGGUUAGUGCCCCUUGUACAGCUAUAAUAUUCCAGGAAAAAAUCCUGUAAUCAACAGGUUGCUUGAAUAAUUUCGUUUGGCGGUAAGAGUGCAAUUUAAAAAAAAACUAAGUAUAAAAGCGAAUAUACACCAAUGGCAGCUAGUCUGAAAAUGCUAUCGAACAACAUAGUGUCUUCAAGUAAUUCAAACGCUGUUACUAUAGACAAGAGCCGUUCUGAAACUGAUAAACUGAUUGACGAUGCCUCGUCAAACAGUCGACAAUAUAGUGAAUCAGUUAGCCCACCGGCAUUUGAUUCGGAGCAAUCUCGUGCACCGUUAGCUAAUCUGAAUAACAGAGAUGUAGUGAUAACAAGCUUGAUAGCAGGAGCCAUCGCGGGAGCUUUAGCAAAGACAACUAUCGCACCACUCGAUCGGACGAAAAUUAAUUUUCAAAUAAACAAAGAUGUCCCUUAUACGUUUCGUGCUGCCUUGGGCUUUCUGAAGCAAACCUAUAGCCGGGAAGGCUUUCUAGCUCUUUGGCGCGGCAAUUCUGCGACUAUGGCACGAAUAGUACCGUACUCAGCCAUUCAGUUCACAGCACACGAGCAAUGGAAAAAAAUUCUGCAGGUCGAUCUUCACAAAGACACUGAAUUUCGACGCUUUUUAGCUGGCUCAUUGGCAGGCAUUACUUCGCAGUCGUUGACGUAUCCACUGGAUUUAGCACGUGCGCGUAUGGCGGUAACAGAUAAAUACUCUGGUUACAAAACUUUGCGUGAGGUCUUCGUAAAAAUAUGGCAAUGCGAAGGACCUCGAACGCUAUAUCGUGGCUACUGGGCUACAAUUCUUGGCGUUAUUCCGUACGCAGGGACAUCGUUCUUUACCUACGAUACACUCAAAAAUGAAUACUACAAGCGUACUGGCGAUAAAACGCCAAAAACUGUGAUAUCGCUUACGUUUGGAGCUAUUGCUGGUGUAAUCGGGCAAUCUUCAAGUUAUCCGUUAGAUAUUGUACGACGAAGAAUGCAAACCACCGGCGUUACAGCGCAGUGCGCUGAUCAGUACCUUACUAUUGGACGAACGUUAGCAAAAAUAUACAGGGAGGAAGGAGUUGUUGGUGGUUUCUACAAAGGGUUGAGUAUGAACUGGAUCAAGGGGCCUAUUGCAGUUGGAAUAAGUUUUGCCACCUACGAUCAUAUAAAGCAUCUACUUCGAGAUGUAAUGCAAAGGGAUCGGUAAUAGUUGAAGCGUAGAAACAUCGAUGAUUAAUGUUGAAGUUCCGAAAGUUGUAGCUACAAAUCGUUGCCCCUGAAACGAUGCGAUCACAAUGCCUUUAAAAGAUAGUUGCUAACUUCGCAAUUCGUAAUGUUACUACAACGUGGAGUGAGUCAAUCGUACAAACGUUCAGCGCCAACGGACAUUAAGGACAGUCAGGCCACAAAAUGAUACACAUUCAAUGUGUUACUCUGUCGAUUGUUUUACGGGAAUGUCCUAUUUUCUUACAACGAAAGAGAUUUCUAAAAAGAAUGUGUAUAAAUCUUGUCACAAUUAAGCUUUACAGCAGUCGAAUCGCGAUGCGAAUCAGGAAUUUACGAUGUUUUACAACCUGGAAUUGAUGUUAAUAAAACUGGAUUAAAG